Penicillium odoratum is the source of this 4569-nucleotide messenger RNA. RefSeq names its product CCR4-NOT core ubiquitin-protein ligase subunit MOT2. Gene Ontology annotation, biological process: protein ubiquitination. Gene Ontology annotation, molecular function: ubiquitin-protein transferase activity; nucleic acid binding. Gene Ontology annotation, cellular component: CCR4-NOT complex. Lineage: Eukaryota; Fungi; Ascomycota; Eurotiomycetes; Eurotiales; Aspergillaceae. The record is from RefSeq and is a predicted model, not a curated record. The transcript has 5 exons. The coding region runs from base 1 to 4569 and encodes 1522 amino acids.
AUGUCUAGUCGCCAACAAAUUGACUCUGUCAUCGACGACGAUGAUGAGUUCUGCCCCCUUUGUAUCGAAGAAUUCGACCUCUCCGACAAGAACUUCAAACCAUGUCCAUGUGGAUAUCAGAUUUGCCAAUUCUGCUACAACAAUAUCAAAACGCACAGCGAAGAAGGUCGAUGCCCGAACUGUCGCCGUCCUUAUGAUGAGAGCACGAUUCAAUAUAAGAUUCCCGACGCAGAGGAAUUCAAAGCAGAUCUUGCAUUGAAGCACCGCAAGGCAGCAGCGGCCAAGAAGAAGGAAGCUGAAAGGCGGGAAAUAGAAGCCUCGAGCCGGAAGAACUUGGCAGGUGUCCGUGUUGUGCAGAAGAACCUCGUUUAUGUCAUAGGCCUCAACCCGACAAUCCGCGACGAGAACCAGUUGCUGCAAACGCUUCGAGGCAAGGAAUAUUUCGGACAAUAUGGUGAAAUUGAGAAGAUCGUGGUCAGCAAGGCGAAGCCCGGUGGCAACCCGCACCAGGGGAUUGGCGUUUAUGUGACCUUCUCCCGGAAGUUCGAUGCUGCCAGUUGCAUCACCGCUGUGGAUGGUUCAUCUAACGGCGAUCGUGUUUUGAGGGCUCAGUAUGGAACCACCAAGUAUUGCUCGUCUUUUCUUCGGAAUGAGCCGUGUAACAACCGCAACUGCACGUUCUUACAUGAGACUGGUGAGGACAGCGAGAGUUACAGCCGCUCCGACCUUUCUUCCAUGAAUACACUGUCCAGUCAGCGCCAGCACCAGCAGCAGCAGCAGCAUCAACAACCGCAUCAGCCGAAUAUCUCUCAACCCCGCCCUACCCAACCAAUCACACACACAAUGCGCCGGCAACCGAGCAAGGAUGACUCCCUCAGUGGACGCUCAGGUGUCCCUGAUGGGCCCGCGCUUCCAUCAUCCGCCAGCUGGGCUAAUAAGGAUCCUACAUCAAGAGCUCGACGAGCCAGUUUAGCUGGCAGUCAAGCAUCUCAAAGCCCCCGCCCCGCUAGCGUAUCUGUUGCCGUCGCCGCCGAGGAACCCAAGCGCAUCGAGAAGCCUUCACCCACUGUCCGGACUGCACAGCAAACCUCCCCUCAGUCUGAUACACGGUCUCCAAUCACUCCACCUGAACCUGUCGAGAAGCCUGUUAUUGAGACGCCAAGCGCCUUCGACACUCUCAUCGAAGAUAUGAUGUCCCCAGAAUUCCGAUUUGUAUUUUCACCCUCCGACCUCUCAGUGGAUGAAGUGAAACAUAUUCAGAAUUACCCCUCCUUCAUUGAUCCUUACGGUGGUGUGAAGCGUCGGGCUAUGCGCGAGAAGGCAGACCAAGAGCGCGCUAGUCGUGAGCAUGAGAUCUUAGAAACCGCCCAAUCCGCCGCCCAAUCCGCAGCCGCCGCCGCCCAGUCCGCAGCAGCAGAAGAAGAUAGUAGGGAAGCUGGCAGCCUGCAGCUUGGUGGAGAGCCAGAAGAUGCUAAUCCUCCUCGUGGUCGUCAAACCCGUGAGUCCCAUGGUGCUAUUCAACCUCCGUCCCAGCAAGGCACAGCCGAUAACUCUACUGUUGGAUCUCCCGUUUCAGCCACAAGCCACCAGUUCCAUGGACUCAACCUGGCUGGUCGUAGCUUGACUCCCCUGCAGCAGCAGCAGUUGAUGCUCCUCAAGUCUGCGGGUAACCAGCAGGCUGGUCUGUCGGACCCCGUGAGCUCUGCAGCUCUGGAUCAAGCUGCACUGGCCCGGCAGGGUGCUCUGCAAAACCAAUUGGCCGCCCAAUAUGCUCUUCAAGCUCAGGGCAGACAAUCCUCUCGUUUUGCCUUCACCAACGAAGUCAACACCAAGAAUAUCAGCAAUGCACGAAUGUUGAAUCAAAUGCAACAGCCUGGCACCCCGAAUCCACUCUCUGCGCCGAGUCCUCAACACACUCUUGGCAGUAGCUUUUAUCCAAGUGGCGUUCAGGGCCCACCUCCCGGCUUAAAGGCAGCAGGAACUCCUCCCAUUAGUGGUGGUGGGAUGUUUGCUCAGGGACACGGCUUUACCUCAAACACCAACAUCGGGCUGGGAUCAAACGUUGCAAAGCAUGAGGCGACACCGGAAACGAUGCGUGAAUUAUUACGGGCACGAACUGGUGCGAAUAUUGGUGGUGGACAAGGUCAGGAGGCUGCAAAGCGUGAGUUCAUGUUCCCCUUCCUUCAACAGCACCCAACCCCACCUCCCCUGACUCCCGUCAAUGGCCUUCUCAACUCUUUCUAUGGGCCCCAGACAGGUACUCCACCUGACUCUGGUGGCUCACAGAAGCAAAAGAAGAAAGGAAAAAAGCACAGACACGCUAACACUUCCUCCGGUGGAGGUGGUGUAGUAGAUCUUGCAGACCCGAGCAUUUUACAGGCGAGAAUGCAGCAGAUCGGUGCGAAUGCUACUGCUGGACAAGCGUUGUAUGGGAGUCAGGGUCAAGUGGAUGAUGACUUCCCUCCUCUCAGCAAUCAGCUGAAGGAUAGUCAGCCAGUCGAUACAUUUGGUUUCCUGAAAUCUCAACUUCCCAGUGACUCCGCAGGCCGUGCUGGGACACCAACCCUCCCGCCAGGUCUUCCUCUACCUCACGCUCACCCAGCUUCUGCCAUCUUCCAAGAACAAAGGGGUUCAUCUAACCCAUCCUCCCCGGCUCCGAUGGUGCCUCCUGGUCUAGGGGGCACUCCAUCUCACUCUCGGCCAAUAAGCCCCGAGUUGGGCAGGUCCACCCCGGCACGCACCAAGGAUGCCUCCCAGAUCUCUCUGGGAUCGCCCGUUGCUAAGCCACUCCGUAAGCCUCGAACUCAUACCAAAAUAGACAUUUCUUCCUUUGGGGAUGAGAAAGAGGUAGUUGGGUCGGAUAGCCUGGCUGUGGGCGACAAGGCGAGCCUAAGCAUGCCGGCGUAUUCCCAAGAGGGUUCUUCUGUUCAGGACGAACGUGCUUCUGGGACAUUUGCUUCUACUGCACCAUCAGGCUCCGCUGUCUCCGCUUUUAAUUCACGGUCCAAUACGCCGCUCACCACAACUUCACGCCUUUCUGAUUCUCCGGUCCCCCGCCAAACACGCAUCCUACGUGUCGUUGAUACCCCAAAAUCUGAAACGCGUCCUGUUGGAACCGCACCAUCGGUUACCACUUCAGUCACGGGUACAGGUAAGCUGGGUUCACCAAGACACAGCGUCUCCUCUCUAAGCAGACCAGAUACUCCGGGAGAUUUUGGAUCUGAGAUCGACCCUUACCCCUCCGGACCCGUAUCUCGCUCAAACUCCCCUCCUGUUCCCAGUCGCAUCGGCUCUGCCCCGGUUCGUACGGUUACCAAGAGUCAAGCCAAGAAAGACCGAAGACAGAAGGCCAAGGAAGCUGAGGCCAAAAAAGCCGAAGUCAUCUCCGUGCCUGAAGAACCUGUCCAAGCCCCCAUCAUGGGCCGAAAACGCAAGACCAAGAAGGAGAAGGCACCCUCGACUACCCACGAGACAGCCGAUACCGAUCCACUACCCACCGAGACAGUGAGUCCUGUCAAGACCGUGGAUGAACCCCCGAAGGCAGAGCCCAAAGCCGAACCCCCCAAAGAGGUUCAGCCCAAGGAGCCAGUGAUGGAAGAGAUCAACAGGCCUCCCUCUGUCGGCGACAAGCCCAAUGAACAGACCCCCUCUGAGGCUUGGCGCACCCACAACACCGUUGAUCAAUUGCUCCGGGAUACCGAGGAGACUGGCCGUUCGAUCAAAGAGCUGUUCCUGGAACGGACCAAGCCUCUGCAUAUUCUGCUUGCGGAGAUGCACCGGGACGGCGAUAUUGACCUGAACAAAAGCUCAUUUUUUAACCCUGCCAACAUCAACCUACGCGUUGAUAUGAAGUACAGUGCUGCGGACUACGAAACCCUGAAGAAACCUACCGAACUUACCGAAGAACAUCGGAAGGCCCUCCUGCGAGGUGAGCCUGUUCGGAUAGGCACUGAGGAGCUCAAGACUCGCUGUCUUAUCACUCCUCUCGGUUGCGUGCUUCGCCACCUCGACCCCGAGGAGGAAGAGCGAUACCUGCAACUGGAGAAGAAUCGCCGGGGUAGGGUGGAUCCCCGCCCGGUCGGUGACGACUCUAGCAACAUCAAUGGUGGCCUGGAAGCGCUUUUUGUGAACCCCGAGAAAUACCGCAUUCUCUGGGUGGACGACGUUGCCCCCCCGAUGGGAGGCUCUCCCGUUCUCGAGAGCACAGAUUCCAUUAUCCCGCCCAAUGUCCUUUCCGCCAUGGAGGCAGAUAGCACCCGCACCCAUGACUGGGCCGUCGCUCACUCUGCCGAGGUUCUUCAAACCACCACGGCCGCAGUCCGAUCCUUCGCAGCCGCCACUGCCAAACAGAUGCUCGGCUCAGCUGGCCUCCCUCCCACCAACCCUACCCUCGACGAUGUUGCUGCAAUGACCGAUGAGGAGCUGCAUGAAUUUACCGCAAAGUCGCAGAAGGACCUGGAAACCACUCGGAAGGAGAUGGAAAUGCUGGACAAGAAGUUUACCGGUCUUCUUCGCCGCAACAAGAAGAUUCAGAGCCAGGCUCUGGCAUAUGGGGUGAACCUGCACUAA